Messenger RNA from Plasmopara halstedii, 441 nucleotides. RefSeq lists its product as uncharacterized. The coding region runs from base 1 to 441 and encodes 146 amino acids. The record is from RefSeq and is a predicted model, not a curated record. The transcript has a single exon. NCBI's taxonomy places the organism in Eukaryota, Oomycota, Peronosporomycetes, Peronosporales, Peronosporaceae.
AUGGAAGAAGAACGUGUUGUACUCGAGACUCGUGCCAUUGCACAAGAAAUAAAGUUGAUGGAGAGCAGCGAGCAUGUUACGCAAAAUGUCAACAAGGGAUUAAUCGCUAAUAUCAAGCAGUGGUAUUCUGGGCUAUGUACCAUCGACGAUUUAAAGACAGUAAAGCAACUUUUGGAUGCUGGAUCGACUGGAUAUGAUAAAGCGAUUUUGCAGGGGUUUACCCCAUCUUUUGUGGAAAUCAUGGUUCGUUAUGGCAAAUUAAAGCACCUCGAAAAGGAUCUGCCGUCACGGUCUGAUAUCGUGGAGUUUUCUAAGCGGUACUCGGAUCUGUUGGGGGUUCCAGAAACUACCGAUGAACCUGCCUCGUUGAAUGCCAUUUGGCCAUCCGGAUUGACGCUCAGUUCGCUCGUUGAUGAUAUUCGUAGAUUUUACCAAGUGUAG